Messenger RNA from Paramormyrops kingsleyae, 4047 nucleotides. Its product is annotated as coiled-coil domain-containing protein 120-like. The record is from RefSeq and is a predicted model, not a curated record. NCBI's taxonomy places the organism in Eukaryota, Metazoa, Chordata, Actinopteri, Osteoglossiformes, Mormyridae.
CACUGCGCCCAACCCGACGGCUCAGGGAGGACCUCCAACGUUCCUCACUAACCACCGUCCGCCGUGCAGCUGGAGAUCCCCAGGACCGCGUCUGAUGCGCAAACCCGGCGGGGAUCCGGGGCAAUUUAACAAGCACAUCGGACCCUGUUGAAAGAGUUUCUUAUCAGACGACAGCCGCGUAUCAUCCACUGUACAGAUGUUUUUAUUUUAUUUAGAAAACGUGUUGGCAUACAUGGUAUAUAAUAUACGCGCGGAUUCUAGCUGAUGACUUAAGAGGAAAAAUAAUAUUUCUAUGCAAAGCUUUAAAGGGAUUUUUUUUUUCUCCCUUUGGCAACCUGUUUGGUUAAUUGAUCAAGUGAGCGGUGUUUUUCUUCUGCUGAAAUACUGGCAGUAAACACAGAUGGAGCUGCGUGUUUCUGACUGAGGCUCUGUGUGUAUCUCACGCACACAAACACUCACAGGAUCCUUCUCCGGACACCCCCGCGGUGUUUCCUCUAACACGUUAAACGGAAGGCUGUGCACGGCUUGACCUGUCGGCGGUGUUUGGCUGCACGGAUCGGGUGCAGUGUGUGUGUGUUUGUGUAUAUGUGUGUAUCUAUGUGUUUCGGGUGCUGAAAUCAGCGGAUCCCCCUCAUCCACCGGCUUCUGGUCAUUCGUCCGGACUUAAAUCAAUUGAACUGCAUAUCGUUCCCUGCAAUCAUCUUCACUGAUUCCUUAAUUGCAUUUGAUAUCAUUUUGUCAUGAAUGAAGAACACUUCGGCCGUUGUGGGAGUUAUUUUUCUUGGACAAGGUGACGGAUUCGGCGGACUGAGAAUCGCCUGUAUUUCACACCGCGUUUAUGGUAUAUAUUUUUUGAAGGAAAUCUCUGAAUGAUGGAUGCGAAGAUGAACUCGGAGGUGACACGUCUCGGGAACUCCUUUUAAUCGACCGGCAGAAGGCUUCACAGCGAGUCUUUCGUGCGCCAGUACACUGCAUCUGAGGAGCCCCCUGGAGGUGACUGGCUGUCACUGCAGCAGUGUGGAGAAGGCUGUGCAGGCAGCAUCGUUGGAUGGCCACCAGUCUGAGCCAGUGCAACACUCAUGAGCUGAAGUGUAAGGGAAGUUAUCCACCAGCUGGCAGGGUGAACAGUGGGGUGGAGACCCAGUCACACCAUAUGGAGGUCAAAAGUCACGUCAUUGCGGAUGUGGGUCCGGCGCCUGCAGCAGAUGCCCAGAGCUGCCUAGAUAGCAAGCAGCUUGCGGCGCGGAUCGUGGAGCUGCAGGAAAGGCAGCGGACCCUGCAGGCCCUGCUGGAGAGCCGACUCGGGGAGCUGAGAUGGGUCUGUCUGCUGGAGGCGAAGCUGACUGGGGAGCUUCCCAGUGAGUUUCCCUUGGGAGAAGGGGAAAAGGCUCCCCUUGUACAGAACAGAAUGUCAGAGUCCCACUGCGUUCCCGCUCAGAAGGAAGAGGAAGAGGCUUCUCAGCGGAUGCAGAAAAAGGGCCUGCUCAGUGUCGCCCUCCGUAGGCAGAAAGAGGCACAGCAACAAGGCAGACGAACAGUCCAUCGUGGCUGCCACACAGAUGAAGUAGUGAAGACAGACCUCUCUGCACUGAACUGCACAGGACAGGACCACGGGGAGUGGUCCCCUAGCCCCGCCCAGAACCACCAGCUGGCCUCUGGCCCGUGCAUGACCCCGGGGAGCCCUGACAAGCGGGUCGGCAGGAAGCCUUCUCCUGUGGAGGCCUACGGCGAGAUGAGGCCCCGCCGAGGCUCCAUAGCCAGCUCCGACAGCCCGAGUCAGUCCCUUGCUCAAGGCGCGUCCAACACAGAGGGGAGGAGUGUCCCCGCUACACCCCUGUUGUCCCGGCCUGUGCUCAGCAGCGUCCCCUGGAGGUCAGAAGUUUUGGGUGGACCUGGGGCAGAGUGGACCGCAGAUGGCCUGGAGUUUUCUCAGGGGGUGGGUCCAUUUCCUGGCUCGGUCCAGCACGGGGGGGCCAAGGCACGUCGCAGUACCAGCUCGGAGGCCUUGUUGGACCGUUCUGCCUACAUGGAGGAGGGACGGCGCCGGGCCGGGAUGCCGCCGCGGGGCGGGCCCUAUCGAAGCUCUGAGACUCUGACGGAUGGGCGAUCCCGACGCGGAGUCGCCGACGUCUCAGCAGGGCAAGGCAGGGCACGACCGCCAUUGGCCAGCCGCACAGUGGGAGGGGCCCACGGCUCCGCUCUCACUGACUGCAUGUGGGGUAGGCGGCCGAAGGCGCCAACCCAGCCACACCGCCAGCGGCAGCCAUCGGGGGGACCCGAGGACCGGUCCUCUCCAGGGUCAACCCCCAACGCACCUACUGGUGACGGUUGCAGCCCCGCUGCUCAUGGCCUGCCAGGGGAGCUGCGCCGGGCCAAGGUGACCAGGACCAAGUCCUGUGGGCCUCUUCUCUCCCAGCACCAGCAGGGGGUGCUCCUGUGCUCAGGACACCCCGACUCGCCCCUUGGCGGGCCCCCACUUGCCCGCAGGCCCCUGCGUUUCCCGAGUGCCGACGGCCCCCCACGCGGUCUGCACAAGGCCCUGGCGCUGGAGGGCCUCAGAGACUGGUACCUGAGGAACAGCCUGAGCCACGUGACGGGCCCCGGCUCCGGCCAGCCCCGGCGGCCCAACCCCUCCCUGCACGGCUCUCACCCUCACCCACUGACACACCAGUCCCAGUCCCUGCAGUCUGAACAGGCCUACCUGCAUCUACACAGCCCGCAGGUACACCUGUCAGCAACGUUUCAUGGACACCUGCUGCACGGCAGGUCAAUGGAGUUCUCACUGUACCAGGACCUCGACUCCAGUGCUGAUUCACCUGCUCCCGGGACUUUGGUUUAAGGCACACAUGAGUCCCUGAACAUGCAGACUCACAUUCAGGGGUGGGAUAUACCCGGGUAUAGCAAGCGGGUAGGGCCUGUCACGGAUCGGCAUUCCUGCCCCAUCUGCAGAUCAGUAACGACCCCCCCACCCACCAGAGUUUAUGGAUGACCCUACAAAAUCAAGUGUGUGUGGGGGUGGGUGGUGGUGGGGGGGGGUGGUUGUCCUGAAGACAGUGAAGAACUAGGAGGUAAACCCCACCCUUCCAAGUCCAUUGCCACCAUACCAUUUACACUUUCAUUAGAAAAAAAAUGUCUGUGUAUGAGAUGUUUAGAGCUGAGGGUGGUACGGCCAGGUACAGAUAGGAUGCAGAUGAGUGAUGCACAGUAAUUACGAUAUAGACCGAAGUAGGUCCAUGUUACUUUAGAAGUGAACAAAACCAUCGAUACUUUAAUGUGACAUACAUAUAUACAGCUGUGUGUUUAAUCAAUAAACAUUCUUAUUUUGUCAAGCCUUCGCUAUUCAGUAAGGUGCACCUUACGCAUUGCGUGUGGUUGGACACUAGGGGGCAGUCUAAACCCACUCAUCUGAGCGGUCUUUAUUAGAGGCGUCAAAUUUUCCAUAUUUAUGAAUUUCGGCCUUGUGUGUUUCGCCGGGGAGAUGAAGCCAGCUUUCUGGAAGGGUGGUGUUGUAUUACCAACCUCUGACGUUGGUAUGAAGGCAGGUCGGGAAAUUAUGCAUUUUAUUCUGUUUCACUCACUGAUUGGUGAAGUUCUUCCAAGCAGCUGUGCAGAAAUAUGUUCAUAUGUAUGUAAAACCUACAGAAAGAUAAUGUUUAAAAAUAUAUAUGACUAUAUUUAUGAUAGGAUAACUGAAACAUUUGUUUAAUCCAUCUAAAUGCAAAUUGUUAUUUGUAGCUUCGGAGAAAUCCGAUCUAGAUAAAUUAUAGGAAUGUUUUGGCGCGGGUUGAAAGAUUUAUAAAUUAGAGAAAAGCUGUGUCUGAAUAUAUCACCAGAUAAAAGGUGCAUUUCGAUAUUUCUCAUUAGUAGAUUUUAUUUUUGUUAAAACAUUCUCUAAAUAAAGUUAUCAUCACCCAUCAACAAUAAAUACAUUUUGGCGGAAGUGAUGAAUAACAUGAAUUAGUUUUUGUGUAUGCAAUGUACGUCAGCGUUUUCUUGCUUUUUUAAUGAAGUGUCUUGUUCAAUUAAAAAUGGCUUAUCUAUGUAAAA